UAUGUACACAAACACAUGGGUAGCUACACACCAUAUGCCAAUCACUGAAUCAGUAUUAACCUUCGAUAAUGGAUUAAAAGUUAUUAUUAGUGCCAGUUUGAAAUAAUGUACACAUAAUUUCAUAUACAUUAACAGAUGAUGCUGUUUAUAUAAUAGAAUAUAAUGAAGACGAGAAGAAACGUGUAUAUAAUAACUGCUGUAAUAUACAUGGUUUUAAUUAGAAUAAUAGCUUGUUAUACUGUCGAUCUAUUCUUUAAUUCAAACAACUGUGACGAAUAUGCAAGAAGGCUUCCUGAGGAUAAAAUUUACACUUUAACUUGGUCAGGAAAAACAGAUCCAAAAUUAUGUGCCUUUAACUUUACGGGUGGUGAAGACCACCAUUUUUUAGACUUUACUGUUUGUUUUGAGUCUGAAGAAUUUGACUUUCCAUCAUUUGAUGUAGAACUGGUUGUCACAAAUGCUACCAAGCGAUGGGUUUACGAUAGUUCAGAUGACGAAAUUGACCGUAUAUGUGUUGCCAAAGCUAGGGAUAUGAUGUUUAAGCUUGUCGUAUCAAAGAAUUAUCAAGAGUCGUCGUCCAAACUUAAAUUGAAGAUAACUUCAGAAGUUAAAGUAAAUGUUGCAGACAUUUGGGACCAAGUAGGAAAGGCGAUUAAAGAUAUGAUUCCAGUAGCAAUUGUUGUGAUUAUUCUGCUAUGUGUCGUCAGCAAUAAACGUGCACGGCAGCAAUGCUGUUCUGUUAUAACAAGCGUUAAAGACAAAAUUAUGGGAACGACUGUAAGACCGAGACGUGAUUCCAUAGGGAAUUCCGCUCAUUCUGUUCCUUUACAUGUAGAUGAAACUCGACAAAACUAUAGCCCUAGUGAGCUCGAGACAGCAGUAUUACAAAACAGUCCAGCAGAGCCAGGUGGGUCAGCUAUACCUCAGUCAGACAGUAAACCUGAUGCACCACCUCCUAGCUACGAUGAAGUUGUUAAAAAUCCAGAUUCAAAGAAUGACAUUAGUUAAUAAAUUUCCAGAAAAAUCGAGGAUAUAAAUAUACAUGCAUGUAUUAAAAAUUCUUCAUAAUUAUCAGCCUACCCGUUCUCAUCCUGCGAACUAUGUAUCUACUUUUUAUAGACCACAUUAUCCCCGAAUGCUUUGUGUCUGUUGAUUACUAGUAACUUUUAAAAAAAAUUGAAACAAUUAUAAAAUUGAGCUCAGAUUA
Messenger RNA from Mytilus californianus (California mussel), 1207 nucleotides. RefSeq lists its product as uncharacterized. Lineage: Eukaryota; Metazoa; Mollusca; Bivalvia; Mytilida; Mytilidae. The transcript is spliced from 6 exons. The record is from RefSeq and is a predicted model, not a curated record. The coding region runs from base 163 to 1008 and encodes 281 amino acids.